Messenger RNA from Stomoxys calcitrans (stable fly), 3184 nucleotides. RefSeq names its product 85/88 kDa calcium-independent phospholipase A2 (gene iPLA2-VIA). Gene Ontology annotation, biological process: positive regulation of ceramide biosynthetic process; lipid metabolic process. Gene Ontology annotation, cellular component: mitochondrion. NCBI's taxonomy places the organism in Eukaryota, Metazoa, Arthropoda, Insecta, Diptera, Muscidae. The coding region runs from base 438 to 3107 and encodes 889 amino acids. Gene Ontology annotation, molecular function: protein binding. The transcript is spliced from 14 exons. The record is from RefSeq and is a predicted model, not a curated record.
AGCUGUAUGUAUUAACGAAUAGUUUUUUCCCGUGCUUUUACUGCUCCGUUGGUUACAUUAUUUUAAUUGUUUCUAGAUCAAUCGCAAAAAAAGUACAGCAAAAAAGCAAAUAUAUUGCGAAACACAUUCACCUUUAUUCUAUUUAAAUAGUUUAGCCAACUACUUCAUCUGCACAUGUUAACAAACAAUUAAAAAAUUGUGUUAAACAAGGGUAUAUCCCCCAUACAAAAAAGUUCUAAUAUAAGAACAGUGAACUUGUGAAAGUAUCAAAACAGGAAGUGUAUCAACAAUAUCUAUAAGAACGGGAAAACAGCCUACAAAAGCCUUUCACUAUGCUAAAUGGUUUCAUGUACAAUUAAUUUUAACGCAUAAUAUCGACCGAUUAACUGCAUACAACUUCUGCAUACAUCUGACGGCGAUCAUACAUUCCAUUUACUAUGUCUUGGAUGAGUUUGGGAGUUAUUGCUACUGGUUAUGCAUUACAAAGAUUAUUGGGCGCCGAUAAUCCGCCCAACAAAGUUAUAGAAAUAAAAAGCGAAUCUCUAGGUUUCUUACAAAUAUUGGCUCGAGAUGAAGCAAUGGUACUGUAUGCUCCACCAUUCAAUUCGAACGACAAGAAAACGUACGAAAUUGUUCUACAACGGCCUCACACGGAAUCAAAUACAACAUCCUUCAGUUUAUUUCGUUCGGCGUCGAAUCAAGAGGCUGAAGACAAAUUUAACGCUUUCCAACACCGGCUUCCCCUAUUUGUAUCCAUAGUUAAUGAGUUUUAUAACGUUAGUGGACUACAAAAGUUGAGUGAUAUUUUGUCAGAAAAUCCCUCAUGGUCUAUAACACAUUUAGUGGCAUAUUUUAAUUUGGUUGAGUACAUUAGUCACCCAAAAGUUAUGCAAUUCAUUGACUAUGCAGAUCACGUCAACUGCAUGUCGCCACUUCAGCUGGCUAUUAAAUGUUCUAAUGUCGAAAUGGUGAAGGCUUUAAUGCCUCUUUGCAAAAUGGAACAUUUAGAUAAUAACAGCAAUUCCGUGUUUCAUUAUGCUGCUGGUACAACUAAAGAAAUACUAAAUAACCUUAUUGAUAAGAGCACGGUUAACCUUAAUCACAUUAACUCUGACGGUUAUACACCACUUCAUUUGGCUUGCCUUGCCGAUAAACCGGAAUGUGUUAAGGCCUUGCUCAUUGCCGGCGCAGAUGUUAACAUAGAAGCAAAGAACAUAAGCAAAUUGUAUAAGACAUCGACACCAACUUCUGUGGCCGAAUUUUUGAAACAAAAUGCUAACAAACUUUACACUCAGGAUAUGAAGUUUGGCGGUAGCCCUCUUCACUGGUGCUCAUCGCGAGAAACAUUGAAUGCCUUAAUAAUGCAGGGGUGCAAUGUUAACGCCACAAAUUUUGAUGGUCGAACAGCUUUACACGUAAUGGUAGCUCGCAAUCGCUUCGAAUGUGUCGUCACUCUGCUUGCACAUGAUGCUGAGAUAGAUAUUGUCGAUAAAGACGGAAAUACCCCACUGCAUAUAGCCAUAGAACAAAAAUUGGUAAAUAUAGUACAGUGUCUGGUGGUAUUUGGUUGCGACAUAAAUAUAAAGAAUAAAAAUGGUGAAACUCCACGCCACAUGGUGGGUGCUGAGACGGGAGCAAGCAAACAAGAUGAAAUUUUGUAUAUUUUGCAUUCAGUAGGAGCAAAACGUUGUUCUGAUGUCAAAGGUAAAUGUCCUGCUGGUUGCAGUUCUUCUGGCACCUAUAAUGGAAUACCUCCUGAAGCUCCAGAAUCUGUGGAGAAGCGUGAACAUAUAGAAAAUAUGUUGGCAUCCACCAGUCGACAGGUGGCUGUUGGAAUGUUUGCCUCUGCAGCAAAUGGUUUCUUGAAUGAAGUCAAAGAGCCUCCAGUUGUUGUUAACACUGAAAAAGUUGAAAAAGGACAGAGUAUUAUGGACGCCUUAUUAAGCAUGUUUAAAGUCAACGCAGACUCUAUGAAGGCUUCGCCAUCUAGUAGUGUGGAAAACAUAAAUCCAAAUGAAGGAGAUGAAGCCACCUCCGGAAAGUGCUCUCCAGAGGCAACAUCUUCCAAUAUGUCAUUAAACUCUGCAACCUCCACACAAAAGGGUGAUAAGCCCUAUGGUAAAGGUCGUUUACUUUGCCUUGAUGGUGGUGGUAUACGUGGUUUAGUGCUUGUGCAAGUCCUCUUAGAAAUAGAGAAAAUAUCUCAAACGCCAAUAGUGCAUAUGUUCGAUUGGAUUGCUGGAACUAGCACUGGAGGUAUAUUAGCAUUGGGUCUUGGAUGUGGAAAAAGUAUGCGCCAGUGUAUGGGAUUGUAUUUGCGCAUGAAAGAGCAAUGCUUUGUUGGGUCUCGCCCAUAUCCCAGUGAAUUCUUCGAAACUAUAUUAAAAGAUAAUUUGGGCGAAUUCACUGUUAUGACCGACAUCAAACAUCCCAAAGUUAUGGUUACCGGAGUUAUGGCCGAUCGUAAGCCUGUAGAUUUACAUUUAUUCCGUAGCUAUCAAUCAGCAAGUGAUAUUUUGGGCAUAAUAACGCCAAUAACAAAUCGAAGAAGUCCACCUCCAGAUCCAAAGGACCAGCUGGUAUGGAGGGCUGCUAGAGCUACAGGUGCAGCCCCAUCCUACUUCAGAGCGUUUGGACGAUUUUUGGACGGUGGCUUAAUAGCCAAUAAUCCCACCUUAGAUGCUAUGACAGAAAUUCAUGAAUACAAUAUGGCUUUGCGCAGUGUUGGACGUGAAAACGAAGCAGUACCCGUAUCCGUUGUGGUCUCGAUAGGCACUGGUUUGAUACCAGUAACUGAAUUGAAAGAUAUUGACGUUUUUCGACCGGAAAGUAUUUGGGAUACUGCGAAGCUGGCCUACGGCCUCUCAACUAUAGGAAAUUUGCUCGUGGAUCAAGCAACAGCUUCCGAUGGCAGAGUCGUUGAUCGCGCUCGCGCCUGGUGUAGUACUAUUGGAGUCCCUUAUUACAGAUUCAAUCCGCAGCUAUCAGAAGACAUUGCCAUGGAUGAAAAAAAUGACCAGAAGCUUAUAAAUAUGCUAUGGUGUGCCAAAGCGUAUGUGCAUGCCAAUCGAAACAAAAUUAUUGAAAUGAUCAAUUGUCUAAAAUAGCAUAUAAGACGAAUUUAGACUGCGCAUUUUCCAGUUGAAAAUAAAACGUCUUUUUUGAUAUUGACCAAAAUCAUAAA